UGUUUUUUUGGGGGGGGAGUCGUGUGAAGAAACGUGGAUGUACCUCCAGCGGGACUUUUUUUUUUUUUUUUAUCUCCGACGGACAACUUCGGUGGAAAGUUUUGUAUUUACGUCUCCAUUGUUUUGCGCCGACAAGUGCGUCGAGGUAGAGUUGGUUGUAAUGCAGUGAAGACCGACUUUUCGGGGGGAUAAAAAAGCAGGGCAGGGGGGGCUUCAGCCCUCUCACCAUCCCGACGCUAUGCCGUGGGUCAGCGGCGCUAAGCGGAGAGAGAGCUCGGAGCUGCCGCUGCCCGCGGGCUGGGAGGAAGCCCGGGAUUUCGAUGGCAGAGUGUUUUUUAUCGACCACAACACCCGGCAAACUUCAUGGAUUGACCCCAGAGAUAGGAUCACCAAACCGCUGACGUUUGCCGACUGUGUUGGAGAUGAGCUGCCUCUCGGGUGGGAGGAAGUUUAUGACCAGCAAGUGGGAGUUUACUACAUCGACCACAUCAACAAGACCACCCAGAUCGAGAACCCGCGGACGCAGUGGCGGCAGGAGCAGGAGCGCAUGCUGAAGGAGUACCUGGUGGUGGCCCAGGAGGCCCUCAAAGCCAAGAAGGAGAUGUACCUGAUCAAGCAGCAGCGUCUGGAGCUGGCUCAGCAGGAAAUGUUGCUCUUCCACGAGCUCUCUGAGGACAACCGCUCCAUCACCAGCACACUCUCCGGCUCGUCCUCGAACGCGAAAUACGACCCUGACCAAAUCAAAGUGGAAAUAGCUUGUAGACGAGAGCGGCUCUCCAGACUGAAGCAGGAGCUGGCCCAGGUGAAGCAGGAGCUGCAGUAUAAGGAAAUGGGAGUGGAGACCCUGCAGGAGAUUGACAGGAAGAUGUCCACCAGUCAGACAAACUACAAGCUGGACGAGGCUCAAGCCAUCUUCAAUGAGCUGCGUAGCAUCAAGAAGGCCAUCACCACAGGCGAGAAGGAGAGGCAGGACCUCAUCCAGAGCCUGGCGAAGCUGACGGUGAACUUCCAAAGCGGCUUGUCUAUCGGCGACUCGGCCAACGAGGUGGCGAACAGCACUGGAACCGCGGGCGACUCGUGCAGUCUGCAGCAGUACUGUGACACCGGCUGUCAGACCGACAUCAUGGGAGAGUAUGGUUCCCAGGAUUCCUCGCACUUGGUGGACAAAGUGAAACUCAACUGGCAGUAUGAGGAAGCCAAGAAAAAGGUGCAAAGUAUCCAGCACCAGCUAGCACAGCUGGACAGUGAGAGCUGGUCGGGGCGAGCCGAAGCGGACCGCGACCGGGACUUCUUGCAGCUGCUGCGCGAGAAGGAGGCCCUCCUGCAGGAGAUCAUCCUGGUCAGCAAGCAGCAGCACUCUCCAGAGACGCUGCUGCAGCUGGAGGAGGAGCGCUCCAGGCUAGAGGAGGAGGUGCAGAGAGCCCACCUAUCCCAGAGCCAGGGAGCCAAUCAGAGAAUCCUGCAGCAGGAGAAGAGGAACGUUCUGCUGAGACAGCUGGAGGAGGCGACACGCAUCACCACCUACCUUCACUCCCAGCUGAAGAGUUUGUCGGCCAGCUCUUUGACGGUCUCGUCCAGCAGCAGCCGAGGCUCUCUAGCCUCCAGCCGGGGGUCCCUGGCGUCUAGCCGAGGCUCCCUCAGCUCCAUAAGUUUCAGCGACAUCUACGGUCUCCCCCAGUAUGAGCGUCUGGAGGGGCCCGGGGAGCCGCUCGACCCCCACCUACGCUACCUGCUGCCCCCCGAGACCAUGUCCAGAGACUGCUCCAUGUUCACUCCCGACCCCCUGAACCAGAGCAAAACCAAACGUUCCCACGACACCCCUCAGUCCCUGGCCUCCCUGUCCUCCCGCUCAUCGCUCUCCUCGCUGUCACCGCCCAGCUCCCCCAUGGACACCCCCUACCACUCCGCCCCUCAGGACUGCCCUCUCACCCAGAUGACAGAGGAGUACAUGGAGCAGGCGGGCCGCGGCCUGCUAGAGGGGCUUCGCGCGCAGUCGCAGUCGCAGUCGCUGUCACACAGCGCCAUGUUGAGCGGCGAGGACGCAGUAAGCCCCGCCGCCGCGCAUCAACUGGACGGCAAGAGUCUCAGAGACAGUGGGGCUCAGGGGGCUUUCACCUCCACAGGUGUUACUCUGAGGGGGAACAGUGCCAACAGAAGCGGCAGGAGGGCCAGGAGAGUGUCUGCAGGAGUUUCUGAGGACGCUCUGGCCACAGACAGCGGUGUUUUCGAGGCCUGGGGCAGGAGGGCAGAGGAGUCCGAGGAGACAUCGUACAUGAAAGAGCUGACGCCUGUGAGCGAACCCACCCAGAUCCAACUGGGGCUGCUGUGGGAGUCCAGUUCUCAGUCUCUGCGACUACAUCUGCUGCAGCUCAAGAAUCUGAACAGGUCCAUCGUCAGAGACGGCUACAAAGUGUAUGUGAAGGUGCACCUGAUUCCACUGGACGCCGGCAGGGCCUGUGCGUUUUACUGUUGUACGGCGUUGGAGCCGCAGUCCCACAUGAGUUUCAACGAAGGCUUCCGCAUUCCUGUCCCCGCAAACGCCCUGGCGGUGUGCGCCCUGCAGCUGUCUGUCUGCUCGCUGGGACCUCAGGCUCAGGAGGAACUACUGGGUACAGCCCAGGUGAGUCUGGCAGACUGCGAGGGAAGUGCAGAGAUGGUUUACCACUGGCUGCGAGUCCAGAUGUACAGCGGGACGGAGUUGCAAAGGCCUGAACAGAAAAGCCUCGUCCACCGCAGACAGCACGACGGGCAGGAAGAAGAGCAAAGGCCCAGAGCCAUGGACACUGUAUGUAAUUUGCUGUCACGCACCGGCGCCACCACCACCCACCUGGAGGAGCAGGAUGCAGAGCUGGAGCUGCAGAGGCUGCAGAAGAAGGACGAGCCGGGGGAGGUGGCAUCUGAGAGGAGCUGGCAGGCAGAGUCUGUAGACAGCGGCUGCAGCAACAGCACAGCGUUCAAUGCUCCCUGCUCAGAGGGACUGUGUGCGGAAGGCAUCUGCAUCACCACUGGAGGGCGCUGUGAUCAGACGACUAGUAAACUCUCUACAGUAAAGGUGGAGAAGGCCACCAUGACGGAGGGCCUGUUCCCAGAGCCGGUGCGAGUCCGACCCAAGGAGAGGGGGGGUCGCUGGGGUCACGCCUCACCUUUCAUGCGCGGCAGCACCAUCGUUCGCUCUCAGACUUUCUCUCCUGGAGCUCGUAGUCAAUAUGUCUGCAGGUUGUAUCGCAGCGACAGCGACAGUUCAACUUUACCAAAGAAAUCGCCUUUUGUCAGAAACACAUUGGAAAGGAGAACGCUGCGAUAUAAGCAGCAGUCGUACCGCUCCUCCCUGGCCGAGCAGCCGACACGCACCUCCCUGGACCUGGAGCUGGAUCUCCAGGCCUGCAGGACGCGUCAGAGGCAGCUGAUGGAGGAGCUGAAUGCCCUGAGGGAGCUGAAGCUACGACUGGAGGAGCCGCAAGCCAAGGAGACCGCCGAGCUUCCCCACUGGGCCCUGAGGGACGAGCGCUUCCGCUGCCUGCUCAGAGAGGCCCAGAGACAGGCCAGCCAAAGCAAGCAGGAGCAGCGGCAGGAGGAGGCAGCAGAGAGGAGGCUGAGGAAAGCUUCUAAAGAGGUUCUGCAGAUGAGGGGGCAGAGCCAUAAGGAGCCCCUACCUGUGCAGACAUUCAGAGAGAAGAUGGCUUUUUUCACAAGACCAAGGUUCAACAUACCUCCUUUGCCAGCUGAUGAUGUAUGAGAGCUUGCCUCUGUAUUAUGUGACUUAACAUGAAGUAUUUGUCAAAAAAAAAAAAAUGUUCUGAACUCAUGAAGUACAAAGUUCCUUCUACCGAGGACACGGGCAGGGCGACACGCAGAUGAUGUUGGAAGAUUAGAAGGUUUCACAUUUUCACAUUUGUGCGGCUAUACUUAUAAAAAUGAACACACUAGACACAGUUACCGACAACAGCACGGCUGUUCAUUUCCUUUAUUGGGGGACGACACCUUACAUAAGGAAACAGUAUCUCUUUACUCCUGUAUGAGUUACUUCUGUUGUUUGUGCUUACAAAAGGCUGGAAGACGGGAACAAAAGUCGGUUUGGACAAAUUCACUGUACUGUAACUUAUUUUAUAGUACUUUUCCUUGAAGGAAAUUAAAAAAAAAAAAACGCUUCCUGCUUUUUAAGUGUAUUUUGUAGCUUUGAACAAAUAGCACUUCAGUGUUUUUACAUACAGUAAAAUGGAACUAUCUCAUUUUGUUUCUGUUACCUAAUUCUUAAGAGUUAUUUACAUAAAAUGUCACUUUGUAAUCCACUUUUAUUACAGAUGUCAUUGUCCUGUUAUGUUAUUAAAAUUAAUAUUAUUUCA
Messenger RNA from Scomber scombrus (Atlantic mackerel), 4343 nucleotides. It is a transcript of the gene wwc3, whose product is annotated as WWC family member 3. The record is from RefSeq and is a predicted model, not a curated record. Lineage: Eukaryota; Metazoa; Chordata; Actinopteri; Scombriformes; Scombridae. Gene Ontology annotation, cellular component: cytoplasm. Gene Ontology annotation, biological process: regulation of DNA-templated transcription; negative regulation of organ growth; cell migration. Gene Ontology annotation, molecular function: molecular adaptor activity; kinase binding. Bases 239 to 3736 code for a protein of 1165 amino acids. The transcript is spliced from 23 exons.